AUAGGUUCAAGAUUUGUCAAGCUUCAUUCCAUUCCGCAUCGGCAACAUCUCAUCAGUAUGGCAAACGGGACACCGGUGGCUGAUGUCACUUCCCCAGAACCAACGGUGUCAUUUGAGAGCCAAACCACAGCAGUUGAAGCUGAGAUGGCAGAGGCGCAGAAGAUGAAGUCCGGCCAGAACAUGGGAGAAAGCAGGCAUCCGACCAGCCCAUCGAGAAACACACGUUCGGAAAUGGAGAGAUCAGUACCAACCAUUCCUUCGCGCUAUGCGGUGACCCUGAUCAAGGGCAAUCGCGAGUACAAAGGGUUCAACAGCCGCGCUAUGCGUUUCGAGGUGGAAAGACAAGUCGAUGGUCCUGGCCCUGGAAGUUACGGAGAGCGGAAGACUUUCCAUCAGGAAUUCACAGAAAGACCCGGCUGGGGUGCUCGGGGCACUAGCGGCUUUGCUUCUAAAGCCAGGCGAUUUGGCAUGAGGUCCAUGCCAAGCAUGCCACCACCGGGCCUUGGCUGUCCUGGACCAGGUGCCUACAAUGCUCUUGGCGCGUUGCACAGCACCAAGGAACGCAAGAACUUCAACAAGGCUGGAGCUUCGGCCAACUUCAACCCCUCCAAGAAUGGGCAGAAGGUGCCCCCAAGCAGCCGAUUGCCUGGGCCUGGGCAAUAUGAUCCCAGGAUGCUGCCUACCGCCAGAGAGGCUGCAGCAGCACAAGCUGCCUUCAAUUCAAGCAGCACACGGUUGAAAGGUGACCUUGAGCCUUCAGGAAUUCCAGGGCCUGGAGAAUACUACGAUGGCAUGGCCAGGCCUGUUGGCUACGUGCCGGAAUAUCAUCAGGGCCUAGACAUGCGGAUGCCCACUUUCAAGGAAAGACACCGGCCUCACAUCACUAAGAUUCACCACGACCUUCCGGCAGCUUCUGCAAAGGCCAGAAGCAUCCUGGGAAGCUUUGGGGAUGAGGUGAGCCGCGAAUGCCUUGGGACGCAGGGUUUGCAGGUGGCGCUCCCUGGACCGGGUCACUACGAGCAGGAGCUAAGCUUGGAGAAUUCGGUUUCGUCCGUUUGUGCAAGUGCUUUCAAAGAUGGACCCAAGCGCACUGACUGGGCACCAGAGGAACUGUCGUGCCUCCCUGGCCCCGGAAAGUACGAGCCAAAGGGACUGCCCAUGGGUCGCCUGACCUCUGCGAAGUCUGCCUUCAUCUCAGCUUCCGAACGCAACAAACUUCAGUUGUCUUCUGUGCCUGGCCCUGCCUACUACAAUCCAUCGCUGCCCAAGCUUCAGAAGUCCUUCCGCUUGAAGUCGGGUACCUUCGUGCUGUGAACAUGCCGUGAAUUCGCUGCAUGAAGCAGGUACCUUCUACAGCAUGUCAUGACCGUCAG
Messenger RNA from Durusdinium trenchii, 1373 nucleotides. Lineage: Eukaryota; Dinophyceae; Suessiales; Symbiodiniaceae. The record is from the annotation of a GenBank genome assembly.